Messenger RNA from Penicillium cinerascens, 978 nucleotides. Its product is annotated as MIND complex subunit MTW1. Gene Ontology annotation, cellular component: chromosome, centromeric region; nucleus. NCBI's taxonomy places the organism in Eukaryota, Fungi, Ascomycota, Eurotiomycetes, Eurotiales, Aspergillaceae. The coding region runs from base 1 to 978 and encodes 325 amino acids. The record is from RefSeq and is a predicted model, not a curated record. Gene Ontology annotation, biological process: protein localization to kinetochore; mitotic sister chromatid segregation; kinetochore assembly. The transcript is spliced from 3 exons.
AUGAACGAUGCGACGACUUCAUUGCUCACUGAGCAUUUUAGUUACACCCCUUUGUCUCUAAUAGAUGACAUUAUCAACUCGAUCAAUAAUCUGAUAUACCAGGCAAUCUCCGGCCUGGAGACUAGUCUUAUCGCCACUCCUCCCGAGCGCUUAGGCUUUGCGCACGCCACCAACGGUUCUACUAUCCCCGAAACCGACGAAGAUGGUAACGUUCUUUACCCAGAAGCCAAGCUUGAGCUGGAAAAUGGUCUGCACCAGCUGGAGACACUCCUGGAAGCCAAUGUCGACAAGGCGUUUGACAAGUUCGAGAUUUACCUGCUGAGGAACAUUCUCACCGUACCCGAAGACCUGCUCUCAUGGGUGAGGCUCAAGCAUUAUGAGGGUCUCUCUUUCACUGCCUCGUCGGAUACACCCACCCCAGAGACCAUCAACGCGCAGCGCAAGAAGCUACUCGAAACGCGCAAACUCAACCGAUCUCUGAAAGAGGAAUGUGCAAGCAAUGAUGCGGUGAUUUCGCAGCUCAAGUCGAUCCUGUCAACCGUCGAGACCGCCAAACCCAAUGGUGCAGAGGAGAAGGCCGCAAAACCGCUGGAUCUAUCCUUCCUGACAUCUAGCCCCGCUGCUCGCCAGCUUCGCGUUGGCGUGGAUGCUGGUUCCAACGUCAAGCACACGCCUCUCACGACGAACACGACCUUUAUCCUCUCGCAACUUCCUGCGUUACAGGCAACCCUCGAGAAUCUUCGACCGAAGUUGGCCAGUCUGCCUGGCUCAGGGGAGGCAAUGGAGACAAAGUCCAAACGGGACGAACGGAAGGCGUACAUCGAGAGUCGCAUCAGACUCCACCUCGAACGGGCUGGACAGCUGGCAAUGGGCGACGAUGGCAAUCCGGUUGUUGCUGGUCGCCGUAUCGAUAUCUCCGAGGCACAUGCGCUAGAAAAUGUGGCCAAUAUGCUUACGCGGGAGCCCCAGUCCUCGUAG